Molecule: messenger RNA, 3349 nt
Organism: Oncorhynchus masou masou (cherry salmon)
Lineage: Eukaryota; Metazoa; Chordata; Actinopteri; Salmoniformes; Salmonidae
Gene: sirt6
Product: sirtuin 6
Exons: 8
Coding region: 145-1296 (383 amino acids)
Biological process (GO): negative regulation of transcription by RNA polymerase II
Cellular component (GO): nucleus
Molecular function (GO): transcription corepressor activity; histone H3K9 deacetylase activity, NAD-dependent; NAD+ binding
Source: RefSeq, a predicted model, not a curated record
UUAUAGAUGACGUCACCAAGCGGGGUCUCAACAACGAGCAAGUGGGCUGGUUUUCAGAAAGAAACAAAAGCUCAUUGCGUUGAACGAUAAUAUUUACGAGAGCAUUGAGGUAUAUUUCUGAGUUUUUGUUGAGGAGCUGCAGUAAUGUCUGUAAACUACGCCGCUGGACUGUCUACAUAUGCGGACAAAGGUGUUUGCGGGCUCCCCGAGUCGUUUGACAGUAAAGAAGAGUUAAAGGGGAAGGUGGAGGCUCUGGCCCAGCUGAUUAGGGAGUCCCAGUACCUGGUGGUCCACUCUGGGGCAGGCAUCAGCACCUCUUCAGGCAUACCUGACUUCAGGGGUCCCAAAGGAGUGUGGACAAUGGAGGAGAGGGGCGAGUCUCCCCACUUUGACACCACAUUCGAGGAAGCUCGGCCCAGCCUCACUCACAUGGCCCUGCUGGGGCUGCAGAGAGCCAGCUACCUCAAAUACCUCAUCAGCCAGAAUGUGGACGGCAUCCACGUCCGCUCCGGCUUCCCCAGAAAUCUGCUCUCUGAGUUGCAUGGGAACAUGUUCGUGGAGGAGUGUGGGAAGUGUGGCAAGCAGUAUGUGCGGGAAAAGGUGAUUGGUGUGAUGGGGCUGAAACCCACUGGAAAAUACUGUGAGGAGGUCCGGGGAAGAGGACUCAGGUCCUGCAGGGGGAAGCUCAUCAGUACCAUACUGGACUGGGAGGAAGCUCUGCCUGAAAAAGACCUCAACAGAGCCGAAGAAGCUAGCAGACGGGCCGACCUGGCGCUGACCCUGGGUACCUCUCUGCAGAUCAAGCCCAGCGGAGACCUGCCCCUCUUCACCAAACGCAAGGGGGGCAAGGUGGUCAUCGUCAACCUUCAGCCCACCAAACAUGACAAACACGCGCACCUGCGUAUCAACGGUUAUGUGGACGAGGUCAUGAGCCAGUUGAUGGAGCUGCUGGGAUUGGACAUUCCAAAGUGGGACGGGCCCACCGUCUGCGAGAGCUCCACCCCUGACCAGAAACCACUUCCUGCCAUUGCUAUAAAGAAGGAAGUAAAGAAGGGUGUGAAGAAAGAGGCUAAAAGGGAGGGUAGGAAAAGACUAGGAGAACCAAAGAAGGAAGAGGAGGAUGAAGAGAAGAUUGCAGUAAAGAAAGAGAGGGCGGAACAAACAACAGAAGAGCAUGAGAAAGACCUGCAGGGCUGUACUGACUCUAACCCUAUCCCGGUCCAAACACAGGACCAGGACCUGUCCAGAGGUGGAGACCAGAACGAGGGGGCCAACUCCCCAACCCUCUCCCUCUGACAGUUCAGACAGCCCCCAAGAGCCUAACAGAGUGAAGAAUAAGCUAGUAGUGUCUUAGUAUUGUCCCAUAAUCAGUUCUUAUACACACUGACCUAGAACAAUGCUGCCUGGGACCAAUGCAGAAAGGUCUGUGUAAGUGAGAAUGUACAGUACCAGUCCAACGUUUGGACACCUACUCAUUCAAGGGUUUUUCUUGUUAUUUCCUACAUUGUAGAAUAGUAGUGAAUACGUAUAUGAAAUAACACAUAUGGAGUCAUGUAGUAACCAAAAAAGUUUUAAACAAAUAAAAAUAUUUCACCCUUUGCCUUGACAAUUUUGCACACUCUUGGCAUUCUCUCAACCAGCUUGGAAUGAUUCUCCAAUAGUCUUGAAGUUGGGUGAUUGAGGAGGCCAGGCCAUCUAAUGCAGCACUCCAUCACUCUCUUUCUUGGUCAAAUAGCCCAUACACAGCCUGGAGGUGUGUUGGGUCAUUGUCCUGUUGAAAAACAAAUGAAAGUCCCACUAAGUGCAAAAAUAUCAAAUUUUGACUCAUCAGACCAAAGGACAGAUUUCCACUGGUCUAAUGUCCAUUGCUUGUGUUUCUUAGCCCAAGCAAGUCUCUUCUUAUUGGUGUCCUUUAGUAUUGGUUUCUUUGCAGCAAUUCGACCAUGAAUGCCUGAUUCCUCUGAACAGUUGACAUUGAGAUGUGUCUGUUACUAGAACUCUGUGAAGCAUUUAUUUGUGCUGCAAUUUGUGAGGCUGGUAACUCUAAUGAACUUAUUCUCUGCAGCAGAGGUAACUUCCUCAUGAGAGCCAGUUUCAACAUAGUGCUUCAUGGUUUUUGUGACUGCAUUUGAAGAAACUUUCAAAGUUCGACAUUUUCCGGAUUGACUGAUCUUUAUGUCUUAAAGUAAUUAUGUACUGUCGUUUCUCUUUGCUUAUUUGAACUGUUCUUGCCAUAAUAUGAACUUAGUCCUAUUUGGUAAAAGACCAUCUUCUGUAUUCUAGCCCAACACAACAGAUUGGCUCAAACAAAUUAAGAAGGAAAGAAAUUCAACAAAUUAACUUUUAAGAAGGCACACCUGUUAAUUGAAAUGCAUUCCAAGUGCCUUCCUCAUGAGGCUGGUUGAGAGAAUGCCAAGAUUGUGCAAAGCUGUCAAAGGUAAAGGGUGGCUACCUUGAAUAAUCAAAAAUAUGUCCUUAACAAUUUUGGUUACUACAUGAUUCCAUGUGUGUUAUUCCAUAGUUUUGAUGUCUUCACUAUUAUUGUACAAGCGUUUGACUGUUACUGUAUACCUCUGACAGAACAUAGGGAAGGCUUGAUUAAGUAACAGGGAGAACCAGCAGGAGUGCGGCUCUCUAGUGAACAUUUCUCAGCAAUACAGAUAUAGAGAAGGGAAAGAAGAGCCUUGAAUAUAAUAGUAAUCUGACCAUGAAGACAUGUACACUAGAAGUGCCAGAGCAAGGCCACCCAACACCACACAAUCACCCAUACUUAAAAUGUAUGCAUGCAUGACUGUAAGUCACGUUGGAUAAAAGCCUCUGCUAAAUGGCAUAUAAUAUUUUACAUUUCAAACAGCUGAGUGAGGUAUGGGUCAAGCACCCGUUUAGAACUCUGGAGUAGAGCACUACGACAUGGUGUCUUGCAGAGGGGGCUAACGGGUGUAAAUUGAAGGCAGGUGGUGUGAAAUGGUAAAAAGUAAGUGAUUUUGCCAUAGUGCUAGCAUACAUGAUCACAUCUGUGUUUUGUUAGACACUUUACUGUUUAUUUGGAGUACGGACACUUCGUUUAGUGAUGGGCAUUACACUGGGAUUUCUAAUGCAGUCUAAUUUUGUACAGCCAUUCUAGAAUUGUUUCGCCUCGCAACUCAGUAACUCCUUCCUGUCAUGGGAAUACUAUGACAGGAAGUUUUUUUUGUUAUUGUAUAUUCUGCUGCUUGUCACUGUCAAGCCAUCUGUCCUAGUUGACUUUCUCUUGAACUUUUAUUUAGAAAGAAUGAUGUAGUUUGUUGCAACAUUGUUUAUUUCUGUACCUUUUUUUUUACAGAUGUUUUGUAAUAAACACUUGAUUGUC